UAGCCUUGUUUAUCAAACAUAUUUUGAGAAAGGAAAAAACAUAACUUUUAAUAUUAGAAAUACAACAACACUAGCACGUAAAAAUAACACCAAAAUUAUUCGAAUUUAAAGAAACAAUGGGGAAUUGUAUAAAGCCACAAUCCCAAGCUAUUUGGGGAGGGGAAGAUUGGACGCCGGCAAUGAUGACCGAAGACGAAAAAUUGGCCAUGAAAAAGGAAGAGGAAGAAUUAGCAACUACAUAUGAUAGCAAAGAAACAAAGAGUUCAACGACGUCGAAAAUAAAAGAGGUGAAGGUGAAGGUAACAAAGAAGCAAUUGGAGAAAUGGUUAGGGAAAAUGAAUGUAGAACAAAAGGGGUUGUGCGUUGAACAAGCUUUAGCGCAAUUGAUCAAAGUUAGUGUUCAUUGUAAGACAUAUCAUAGGUCUUGGAGGCCUAUGUUGCAGACCAUAUAUGAAGUUUAGUGCUAUAUAUAUUUUUGUUAACUUGUACAAAUUUUUGAGUUUUACAACAAGCUAAGGUUGGUGUAAAAUGGUUUAACUUUUUUUUUUUUUUUUUUUUUUUAAUGACUUGUACAAAUUUUAUGACUUACUUAAAUUCUUUUUUAUGUACAUGUUGGAAAAAGUGUUUAUGUUAUGGGAUAAUUGUAUUGUACUUUGUAAGUUUAGGGGAUUGAUUGAUUUCAAUGUGAAUUGUAAAGGGUUUUGUA
Messenger RNA from Chenopodium quinoa (quinoa), 706 nucleotides. RefSeq lists its product as uncharacterized. The record is from RefSeq and is a predicted model, not a curated record. Bases 117 to 461 code for a protein of 114 amino acids. NCBI's taxonomy places the organism in Eukaryota, Viridiplantae, Streptophyta, Magnoliopsida, Caryophyllales, Amaranthaceae. The transcript has a single exon.